GCACCUCAUUUUAGCAUGCUACUUCUGAAGUGCAUUGAUAAUGCCAAGUUUUAUACAUUGCUUUUUGAUGAGUCUUUGAACAAAGCGACACAGCAGAAGCAGUUGGAUAUACAUAUCCACUUUUGGAACCCAGAUAAGAACAUUGUAGAGACGCGAUACUUAACAUCAGCUUUUCUGGGCCAUUCUGUAGCAGAUGACCUUUUGGCCUGUUUUUAUGCAUCAGUCAAAAAUGUAGACCUUAAGAAAUUAUUGCAGAUUUCUAUGGACGGUCCUGCUGUCAAUUGGAAGUUUUAUAAUAAUAUUCAAGAAGAUUUGUUAAAAGAACAUGGUGUUCAAUGCAAUGCAAUAGGAAGUUGUGGGCUUCAUAUUUUAAAUAACGCAUUCUACAAAGGUGAAUCUGAAACAGAAUGGCUCAUUGGUUCCAUCCUGAGCUCAAUCUUCUAUCUUUUUAAAGAUUCACCCACAAGAAAAGAAGAUUUUAUUAAUCAAUCAACUGAGAACAAAUUACCACUAAAAUUUUGUAACCACCGUUGGCUGGAAAAUGCACCUGCAGCUGAAAGAGCAAUAUUGCUUUGGAAUGAUCUGAAAUCUUAUGUGAAAAAUGUUGGCAAGUUUAGAAAAGUGAAAUGUAAAUCCUUUUUAACUUUACAAGAAGCAAUAAAAGACAAAUUAAUUCUUGUUAAGCUGAACUUUUUCUUAAAUGUGUCGGAGCUAGUUUCACCAUUUUUGAAACUGUAUCAAGCAGAUCGGCCACUUUUACCAUUUUUUGCUGCAGAUAUCCAGGAUUUGGUAUUACAUAGUGUGCAAUUAUAUAACAUUCUGAAGCCAGAAUCUAUAGAAAACUUAAAUUCUCUGGAGAAACUGUGCCAUUUUAAUUUUUGUGAUGAAAAGAAUUAUGUCUCUCUGACAAAAAUCAGUGUAGGUUUUAAAGGUGACCAAAUUUUAAAGCAGUUGGCCUCAAAAGUUAUUUCUGACCGGGAUCAUAUUAAUAUAAAGAAAGAUUGCAGAAAGUUUAUCACCAAAAUGUUAGAAACUUUACUAGAGAAAUGUCCAAUAAACUAUUCUGUUGUAAGAAAUGUUGCUUGCAUCAAUCCAAAAUUAAUGUCAGAAAACAAAAGCAAGUGUGUUCUAAAAAUGAGAAACAUAUUAAAUUACUUAAGUAAAAAAAAGAAAAUUGAGGAAAAAGAUUGUGACAAAAUUAAGCUGCAAUUUGCAUCAUGUAUAGAUUAAUUAUGUAAUUUUUACUUCAUGAAUCAUGAAACACUUUAUUUGUAUAUUUUUAAUAUCAUGUAUAGAUUAAGUAUGUUAUUUUUACUUUACAUCAAGUGCUAAUUUUUUUUUCUUAGUCCUAAAAAAGUGCUAAAAAAGUCCUAAUUUUUUUUUGAAAUAAUUGAGCAAGAACCCUGUCAAAACACACUCUUAAUUAUCCCCUUUUUGACAUAUCUGAUUUGUACUUUUUCAUUGUAAAUAUAAUUAAUGGUUUAAACGUAAUCUUUUUUCAGUUACUGUAAUAGAUUUCAAUUUUUAAUAUCUUUUUUUGAUGCAAUGACAACUAGUUGAUGCGUCGACACGACUAGAAUAAAAAAUUUUCAAUAUGUGUAUUGUUUUAUGCAUUCAUAAAAACGACAGUCUUAUAUUUCUCUCUUUGUUCUACAAAAAGUUGAAAAAAUUAAGUACUAAAAAAGAAAAAAACAUUAAAAAAAGCAAAUACAGAUAAUUUCUUCUUCCAACAAUUACAUGUCUCAUAUAUAUAUGGAAAAGUACUUACUAUUUUACAUGAAAUAAUUCUGAUAUUGUUAAUAUAUGAAAAAUUCAUGUCCUGCACCUGAGUAUUUUUUAUUUGUCACAAUAAUUCUAUUGUUUUAUCUAACGAAUGGCCUGGCCUGUCUACCCUUUUUUAUCACUGUAAAUGUACCGACCUUGCCCAUUUUGUAAAAAUAAGCCGUCAUCCCUUUCGCGCCGAGUUUUUUUUUUUUUUUUUUACAACAGAGCAAUUUUGUUUUCAUAAACUAUGAGUAGGACAACAUUAUGUACUGUAGAGCCACCUAUGUUCUGUAAAUGAAAAUACCUUCAAAAAUAUUGGCAGGACUGGUGGGAAAGUCUCCCCAUUAGACAGGGAAGCAUUUGUAUCCCAAAAGAUUUUUUUGAAAUUUGCUUGGGACAUAUGUGUCCCGUCAGGCGCAAAAUUUUUUUCAGGAAAAGAUUGUUUUCUUCAGUACCUGUUUCAAUGAAAAGUCUGCUUUUGAUUAAUUCAGUUAUUUAUAAUUAUUUGACUUUUAAUUUCAUUUUUUCAUUUAGUAAGAUUUUUCUUAUGUUGUCUAGUUAUAUAG
Messenger RNA from Parasteatoda tepidariorum (common house spider), 2330 nucleotides. The record is from RefSeq and is a predicted model, not a curated record. NCBI's taxonomy places the organism in Eukaryota, Metazoa, Arthropoda, Arachnida, Araneae, Theridiidae.